UUUGUCACUGAUGUGUUGAAAGAGUAAUGCUCAAAGAACAAUAUUAGGAAUAUAAUGAGUUAUGUUACUGUCUCUGCUUCUAAACACUCCUGCUCUUCCUUCUUUAACGAUAUCCAGCAGGAGAAUGCAUGGAGGACCUGUGAUAAAUAUUGUAUCAACAGCAGGAGCGGGCGGGGGAGGGCGACGGUUGGCCGGUUAGUCUAUGAAUGGACAGCAGGCGGCAGAGCGAAGUGACGGAAGUUAAAUGAGAACAGAAGUAGAUGGCGGGAAAGAUGAUGUAGAGGUGAAAUAAGAUAAAAACAAAGCGGAAAAGGAGAACAACAAGCAGAGUGAAAGUAAACCUGUAAUGUGGAGGAAACGGACAGUGAGCGCAGUGUAACCGUGACAACGAGACACGAGGACGGAUUUAAAGUGAUCAUAAAAUCGUCUUCAGACGGUCGUCGUUCGUCCAGGAGGCGGGAUUAAUGCACCUGUAAGCUGAUUUGUCAAACGCCAUCAAGCCCCGAAGAAGAACGGAGGAGGACAGCACUACUGUGGUAGAGGAGCGGUGUGUGUGCAGACAUGGCUGCUGUUGAUGAAGCGAACUGAACUUAGAGGAGAGACACAAACUAAAGUAUCCAUCCCCUCACGUCAGUGUGGAUCUGACACCGUCUGUAUCGCUUCAUCGAUGCUUGUAUCGAUCCGCUCAGCUGAUUGUUGAAGCAGCAAUGAGUUCAGUUCAGUAUCUGAGAGAGUUCAUCAAGGAGAGACUAACUGCUGUUUGUGAAGAAAUCUUCUCAGAGGUUCAAAAAACCAUCGUCCAGUAUGAGGAGGAGAUCAACCGUCAGCACAGACUGCUGGAUAUCAGCCGGAAACCCGACAGAAACUCACACAUCACAGACCUCCCACAACAACAUGACUGUGAGGAAGAGGAGGGUCUGGAUGAGCAGCAGGUCUGUAACCAGGAGAGGAACUCCAGUGUGGACCAGGAGGACCCAGAGCCUCCACAGAUUACAGAGGAACAGGAGGAACUCUGCAGCAGUCAGGAGGGAGAGCAGCUUGGACUGAAGCAGGAGGCUGAAGGCAUUAUUGUCUGGAGUGAUGAAGAGCAGCUCAGACAGAUGGAGACCAUCUGGAAACCUGUGAUAAAGUUACACAGAAUAGAUGUCCAACAGCAGCAUGCUUUUGAGGAAGAGGAGGUUUUUACCGACCAGGAGGUCUGUAACCAGGAGAGGAACUGCAGUCUGGACCAGGAGGACCCAAAGCCUCCACAGAUUAAAGAGGAACAGGAGGAACUCCGCAGCAAUCAGAAGGGAGAGCAGCUUGGACUGAAGCAGGCGACGGAUGCCUUCAUGGUGACAUCCGCUUGUGAGGAAAGUGCACACAGUGAACCAGAACCAAACAGUGAGCAGCUCCUUUCUCACAGCUCUCCUGAAGCAGAGAGCCAAGACCAUAAAAAAAAUCAGCAUGUGGACUCAGGAUCUAUUAGAAAUGCAGAGCUGAAGAAGAGACGUCACAGAAAGAGAAUAGACAACACUCCUGUGUCAUCGAGUCAAAGUAGAACGGACACAAAGAACAAGUCUGUACAAUGUGACGUGUGUGGAAAAAUUUUACAGAAUAAAUACUUAAUGACUACACAUCUAAGAAUUCACACAGGUGAGAAACUGUAUUCUUGUAGCACCUGUGGGAAAAGAUUUACUCAGAAAUCACAUUUGGACUGUCAUGUAAGAAUUCACACAGGUGAGAAACCGUAUCCUUGUAGCAUAUGUGGGAAACGAUUUAUUCAGAAAUCAGUGUUGGACUGUCAUGUAAGAAUUCACACAGGUGAGAAACCGUAUCCUUGUAGCAUCUGUGGGAAACGAUUUAUUCAGAAAUCAAUGUUGGACAGUCAUGUAAGAAUUCACACAGGUGAGAAACCCUAUCCUUGUAGCAUCUGUGGGAAACGAUUUAUUCAGAAAUCACAGUUGGACUGUCAUGUAAGAAUUCACACAGGUGAGAAACCCUAUCCUUGUAGCAUCUGUGGGGAAAGGUUUGUCCAGAGGAUACUAUUAAAGAAGCACAUGAGAAUUCAUACUGGUUAAAAUGUUCAUACUUAGAAAAUGUGGGAAAACCGUGAGUCAUUGCUGAACAUCUGAGUUAAAGGAGGAUCCAUAUUCAAGUGAGUAAUUUUCAGUCCAGAGCAGUAAAGUUCAGUUCAAUUUAUUACGUUAUUCUAUUAAUUGUAUGAGGGAAAAUGUGAUCUUACAUUUCAUGAAGGUUAAAGUUCAGCACCUGUUCUAUUGGUUCAUUGUUUAGCUCUGCUAUUCAUAGUAUUGCUUGAUAUACUGUAAUUUGACAAAUGGACCAAAAACCAGUCCAAAUCCUCUGGUUAAGAUUUUUAAUCUUUUGCUCAAGUGAGUUUUUGUCACAAUAAAAAUGAACAAAAGUGAGCAACAGUCAAGAAUUGUGUUUAUUCUUGUAAGGGAGCAAAAGUAUCAAAUACAAAGUUUUAUGUUUGAAGGGCGAAGUCCCCAGUACAUUUUGCCAGUCUCACCCUCCUUUAUCUUAAAACUGUCACACAAUAACACUUUUCCUUCUAGAGGUUUCUCACAUGGACAGUUAUGAGUGUGUGCAGUGCAAUGAGCAAUUUUUUUUCUUUUUUCUGCAAACUGGGAGUACUUCCAGGCACUAAGUGUGUCCUUGACUGUCAUACAGCUAACACCAAUUAGAACAUUGCAUAACAUAUUUUUACCACGAGAUGUAGGGCUGUGCGAUAUGACGAAAUAUAUAUGAUGAUGAUAUGAAAACAUCUAUCGUUUGAUAUUAUAUACUUGUCAUAUUAAACACUGUCGUUUGUUUAAUGGUGUUGGAAAAUAUACAGUUUCCUGCAAUUUUUUUUCUCUUCUAUCACCUACGUAAGCAUCACGUGAAAGGUUAUGGAUAGAGUUUAUGGAUGAGAAGCAAAAAUGAGCCGUCAAGUGCUCAAAAUAAACCUUAGACUCAAAUGUUAGCACAAGCUUUUCCCUGCAGCACGCCAUAUAAUAAAUACCCACAAAGAAAAGGUGGCCGUUACAAC
Molecule: messenger RNA, 3034 nt
Organism: Oreochromis aureus
Lineage: Eukaryota; Metazoa; Chordata; Actinopteri; Cichliformes; Cichlidae
Product: zinc finger and SCAN domain-containing protein 31-like
Exons: 4
Coding region: 708-2060 (450 amino acids)
Biological process (GO): regulation of transcription by RNA polymerase II
Molecular function (GO): RNA polymerase II cis-regulatory region sequence-specific DNA binding; DNA-binding transcription factor activity, RNA polymerase II-specific
Source: RefSeq, a predicted model, not a curated record